AUGGCGGUAUAUAAAUAUUUUUUCGCCUUCGUGCUUGACUUGUACAAGGAGAGCAAAAGAAAACUGGCUUGGAGUUCUCAGAUGCACAUACUUCAGCUCAUACGGAACAAGUUUCAGAUCUGCUACCACCGCCUGCCGCAGAAGAUAUGUUUACUUGUUCGACUAGAGUCUUACUGCAGAAAAGCUUCUCCGCGGGCAGGUUUGGCAGCGGCGGCGGUGGCCAAGCGAUCUCGGCGACGGCGCGCCCGGGCGCCACGCACAGGUUGUAGGAGUAGGGCAAGGUGCCCUCGCAGAAGUCGGCCGGGAAGGCGGCGCCGGUCCCGGAGAGGCGCUGCGCACCCAGGCAGCGCAGCACGGCGGGCGGGCCGGCACGGCGGCUCCUUGCCAGCACGGCCAGCGCCACACUCAGCAGGAAGAGCGCGGACAGAAGAGCCAGCGCCAGCACGAGGGAGAACUGCAGCUCCGCCGCCGAAUCGGCGCCCGCCGCCCGCUCACUCAGCUCCGGCAGCGCCUCCUGCAAGCUCUCGGCCAGCACCACGUGCAGCGUGGCCGUGGCCGACAGCGCCGGCUGCCCGUGGUCCUUCACCACGGCCACGAGCCGCUGCUUCGCCGCGUCCCUGUCAGACACGGCCCGCGCAGUGCGCACCUCGCCGCUGUGCAACCCCACGCGGAACAGCGCCGGCUCUGAAGCCUGCACGAGCUCGUACGACAGCCAGGCGUUGCGCCCCGCAUCCGCAUCUACUGCCACCACCUUGGCCACCAAGUACCCGGCCUCGGCCGACCGCGGCACCAUCUCGAACGGGACCGGGGCCGUGGCCGAGCCCGUGUCUGUUCCCAAGCCCGCCGCCGGCCACAGCACCCGCGGCGCGUUGUCGUUGCGGUCCAACACGAAGAUGCGCACCGUUGCUGUCGAGCUCCGAGCAGGUUCACCGCCAUCCUGAGCCCGCACCACCACCGCGAACUCGCGGCACUGCUCGUAGUCGAAGGAGCGCUGUGCGUACACAGCGCCGCUCUGAGCCUCCACCGACACGUACGGCGCCGCGCCAGCGCUGCCGCCCUCCAUCGAGUACCUCACGCGCCCGUUGCUGCCCGCGUCUGCGUCCCGCGCCCUCACGUGCAGCACCAGUGCUCCCGCCGCGUUGUUCUCCUCCACGUAGGCGCUAUCGGCGGCCUCCUCGAACACCGGCGCGUUGUCGUUCACGUCCGACACCUCCAGCACCAGCGCCGUGCUGCUCGAGAGCGCCGGGCUGCCCCGGUCCCUCGCCACUACCGUCACCCGGUGCUCGGACGCCUGCUCCCUGUCCAGCGCGCUCGCCGUCACCACCUUGUACGAGCCGCCCGACGACGCCACGAGCGACAGAGGAGCCUCACCCAACAGUUCGCACCACACCUGACCGUUCUCACCAGAGUCCGCAUCCUUCAGCUGCAGCAGGGCCACCACCGUGCCAGCCGGCGAGUCCUCGGGUAUCGGGCUCGACACCGACAGCACCGUGAUUUCGGGCUCGUUGUCGUUCAUGUCCAGUACCUCCACCUCCACGUUGCAGUGAGCCAACAAACCGCCCCCGUCCCUUGCUUCCACCAGAAGCGUGUAGCCACGGGUGUCCUCGAAGUCCAGCGCUUCCUGUAGCGUGAUUU
Molecule: messenger RNA, 1635 nt
Organism: Neopsephotus bourkii (Bourke's parrot)
Lineage: Eukaryota; Metazoa; Chordata; Aves; Psittaciformes; Psittacidae
Exons: 2
Coding region: 1-1494 (497 amino acids)
Source: RefSeq, a predicted model, not a curated record